AACACCCCUCCUCCACCUGCUCUCAGUGUAAAGGUCUGGUUUCAUGGCUGAGUUUCUGUUUCUUCUCUCUUGUUUCUGAGCACCUGCGCCUGCUGCCUCCUGUCCAGCAAGCAUACUUCUGAUGCCUACUGAGAACCCCAUUUGCCUUCCCAACCACCCACUCUCCAUUGUCAGACCAGGUUCUCAGUACUUGCCAGAGAGACCCGAGGUAGACAGCGCCAUGAAGACACACUGAUCUCUCUCACUGCACGACCACUUGAACCAAAUCACUGCUGACAAGCGGUCUCAGCGCAGACUAGAGACAGCGAGGGAGAGAGAGAGAGAGAGAGAGAGAGAGAGAGAGCAGGAGAGCUCUGUGGACUAUCCCUCAGCCGACAACACACACAGAAACAGGGUUUUGAACCUGCAAACCGAGGAGCUUUUGUUACAUCUCUUGUUGUGUUAUAUAAAACCCUGCCAAGAUGGAAGAAGAUAUGGAUGAGGGACAGACUCAGAAAGGAUGCCUGGAGUGCUGCAUCAAAUGCCUUGGCGGUAUCCCUUACCCAUCCCUAAUCGCUACCAUCCUGCUGUACGCCGGGGUGGCGCUGUUCUGCGGCUGCGGGCACGAGGCCCUCUCUGGCACCGUCACCAUCCUGCAGAACUACUUCGAGGUGGUCAGAGGACCCGUGGAUGCCCUGGAUGUGUUCACCAUGAUUGACAUAAUCAAGUAUGUGAUCUAUGGCAUCGCCUCAGCAUUCUUUGUCUAUGGCAUUCUGUUGAUGGUGGAGGGCUUCUUUACCAGUGGAGCCAUCAAGGAUCUUUAUGGAGAUUUCAAAAUCACCACCUGUGGACGUUGUGUCAGUGCUUGGUUCAUCAUGCUGACGUACAUUUUUAUGCUGGCUUGGCUUGGUGUGACGGCGUUCACCUCCCUCCCCGUCUUCAUGUACUUCAAUAUCUGGACAAUUUGCCAAAACACCACCGUUCUCGAGGGGGCCAAUCUGUGCUUGGACCCGCGCCAGUACGGCAUUGUGCCAAUUGGCGAGGGGAAAACAUUAUGCGCUGGAUCUGAGAAGUUUUACAAAAUGUGUGAAUCCAAUGAGCUGGACAUGACAUUCCACCUGUUUGUCUGUGCUCUGGCUGGAGCUGGAGCAGCUGUUAUUGCUAUGAUCCACUACCUGAUGGUGCUGUCGGCCAACUGGGCCUACGUGAAGGACGCGUGCCGGAUGCAGAAGUACGAGGACAUCAAGUCCAAGGAGGAACAGGAGCUCCACGACAUCCACUCCACCCGCUCCAAGGAGCGUCUCAAUGCCUACACAUAAGGCCAUUGUGAGCUCCGCCCCUGCCCCCCCCUCCACCAUCUUCUAAUGAGGCGGGUGGGUGGCGCCAGAGGUCCUCGCCACCGGUGAUGUCACCGGUGUGUCACAUGACAAAGUCCCAGGGACCCUCUCACAACCCCACUAAAGAGCAUUUCAGAUGACAACCCCCUAAUACCUCUCUAAAGAACUAUAUUAUUAUUCAUAUUAUUAUUUUAUUAUUAUUACUUAAGAUUAUUGUUUUUGUUAAUAUUAACAUUAUUAUUAGUAUCAUCAUUAUUAUUAUUAUAACCACCUGUAUUUUAUACUGUUUUUAUUGUAAUUUGUAGUUCAGCACGUAGUAAAACUAGAAGUAGGCUAGCAACAGAAAUGUUCCUAUACUUUGUACUGUGGCAAAUGUUAAUUGUUUUUAUUAUGUUCUUUUCAUGAUAUUAUUUAUUUAUCUUCUUUAUGGAGGUGGUCAGUUGGGGCUUAAAAGGGUUUCAAGCACAUUUCUCAUGUUUGUGUAUCUAUAUAGAUCUCAUUUUCAUGAACUAUGUACAUGGAUAGGCGAUUAGUUUUGAAGACCUAAAUAUUUAUAAUCACACAAAGGAACUUUAAAAGCUUUUGAAGCCUUUAAAUACCAGUACUGCCAGGGAUCGAAAUAAGAACUUUGAGGUAAGAAUAAUUUGAAUCAUACUAUAUAGCCUGUUUUUCUAACUGUAAUUACAGAAUAGAGUUGCCAAAUUUAAAUUAAAAUCAAAAAUGUUAUUUGCUAGCUGUGCCAAGCCUGUUAAACAGGACACUUAAGUCAAAAUCAAAGAAGACAUUAGUCGCCAAAAUGAUAAAUGAUGCAUUAUUUUAUUACAACAUGAGGCAUGCCAAUUUAAAGCUAUGUAUCUAAAGACUGUGAAUGAAUCCGUUGUCUUUAUCAUACAUCACACCAGCACAUGCAAAAUGUCCUCAUACCCAUUUUUUUAUUUCAUAAAGUGUAACUUUAUAAAUACUAGUAGGAAAUACAUUUUUGCAAAUAUCUGCACUGUAAAUAUAUUGAAAUAUGAAUGCAUACAUAUAUGUUAAGCACAUCAAAUUCAGGACAAUAGAAUACAGUUACUGUGGCUGAAUCCAAUAUUCAGCAAUCAUAAACAAAUCUUGAUGCUUAAAGAGUUGGUGUAAUUUAACACUUUUUGGUGGAUUUACCAGACGUAAGAAGAGUCUGUCACGGUAAGUUAUUUUGUUAAUGACUGUGUAAACGUUUGAUUGCCUUGCUAACAUGUUGUUAUGCCAUAGGACUACGAAGUUGGCCUAUACCAUUUCAUUGCCUGGCAAUAUCUGUUAUGUCAGUAUUUUCUAAGAGCUAGUUUUGUGCACUUAUUUGACCAUUUCUGUGCUCUAUCUAGGUGUAUGCCCAUGGGUGCUCAGCUCAGAGUUGAAUAACUGUACUGUUAGGUAAAGACUGUGAAUUUAGAUGUUUUUCGUGGCAUGGACAUGCGUUAAUGGUACAGUAUUAUUGACUCAAGUCUUUUUAUUUAACUUUUUUUCUUUUAACACUUUGCCUGUCUUGCUGGGUCGAUCUUCUUUUUAAAUGUGCAGUGCUAACCCUAAUCCACGCUUGACUGCAUUAGGCUUCUGAUAGUACACUGUAGUGUUUGAAUAGUGUCCAUUUAGUUUGUGAUGAACUUUCAACCAUGUCUUAAACUGAUUCUAGUACCCACAUUGCUUCUUCCGUAAAUGACCUGACAACGCUUUUCGCUUUUAUCUUUGUAUUAGUCUUUUAUACUUUAACAAAGAAUGCUAACUUAAGUAGUAGCUGUCUUUUAAUUUCGUCUGUUUUUUUGUUUUUUUUACAUACCAUACAUGUGCCAAGAGCUUUAAGCUUUUCUGACCUAUAUGAUCAAAAUGUGCUUGCAUGAAUUAAAAUCACUUGUGUACUUGUUAAUAAAAAAUACUGGGU
Messenger RNA from Esox lucius (northern pike), 3225 nucleotides. RefSeq names its product glycoprotein M6Aa (gene gpm6aa). Gene Ontology annotation, cellular component: neuronal cell body; plasma membrane; filopodium. The record is from RefSeq and is a predicted model, not a curated record. The transcript has 7 exons. Gene Ontology annotation, biological process: neuron projection development. Bases 462 to 1298 code for a protein of 278 amino acids. Lineage: Eukaryota; Metazoa; Chordata; Actinopteri; Esociformes; Esocidae.